AUGGGUAGUUUAAAAAUAUUACCAUCGCCAAUAAAAGCUUGCGCGAUACAAGACUUGAUAAUUGAUUUGGAAAACGAAGAGGCUUUUCGGGAUAGACUUAACGUUGGUUUGUUGUGGCCAUGGAGCGUGCAUAUCAGUAUGUUGGACAUGCCAGCGGGACAAGGCAAUGUGCCAAACAAAUUUGUCGAGGCCGACAAAGUUGAAAUCAAAGAAACUGACCACGCAUUGGUCAAACAUCUCUAG
This is a messenger RNA of Plasmopara halstedii, 243 nucleotides long. RefSeq lists its product as uncharacterized. The record is from RefSeq and is a predicted model, not a curated record. The transcript has 2 exons. NCBI's taxonomy places the organism in Eukaryota, Oomycota, Peronosporomycetes, Peronosporales, Peronosporaceae. Bases 1 to 243 code for a protein of 80 amino acids.